UCCAGGUAUCACAGACAACGAUUUAACAUCAGCGUGCAGAUCAGCCAGGUAGCUGUUUGAGGCAAUUUCACAUUUAUAUCCAACAGAGAUUUUAUAUAUGUAUGCGUAUAUAUAUAUCCUUUGACACAACCGACUUUAAAAUUAGCCGGAUCACAAUGUCGAAGAAGACCAGAAAAAAGCAAGCUACAGGAGUACACUCUUUCUUGGAAUUUCAAAAUGAAGUUAAAAGGAAAGAGAUCGAGGAGGUAGAACAACUAAUAACGAAACUGGAAGCCAAGAACCAAGAACUUGUUAAACUGCGAGAUCAGUUGCGAGAGGAGCAGCAGCAAACGUUCAGGGUGCUGUACGACCAAACGAAGGAGCAGGAGAAGCAGCUCGAGGAGAAACAGCUGGUCAAUGAAGAACAAGUUGAACAAGCCAUCCAGCACAAUCUAGAGCUCAAACGCAUCCAGGAUGAAGAGCUGGCAGAGUUGAACAGGAAGCUGGUGAGUGUACAAGAGCAGGUCAUGGAGAGGCAGGUGUACCUGGAGCAGCAGCGGCAGCUAUAUGAGAGCGUGGACAGUGCUGAGCUUCAACAGCGGAUCCAAAACCUCGAGUCAGAACUCGUGGCUAAUGAGAAGAAAUUUCAGGCAAUGUCAGAACAUAUUGAGCGCUCUCAUAAAGCAGAGAUUUCUGAGAUUGACGAGAAUAUGUCCAAGCUGUUAGAAGAAGAGAUGCAGGUUGCAAGCAAGAAAUCAUUAAAACAGGUUGACCGGCACAAAUGUCCGGAGAUUAAAAGAAGGAACGAAUGGCUUAAGAGAGAGAUUGCUGUCUAUCAGGAGGAAAUUUCAGUACUGGAGGCAGAUGUGAAGAAUUUAGAGGAAGAGAACUUGGAGCUCGUGAAAGAACUGCUUGAAUGUCGCCUUCACAACGUCCAAAUCUCAAGCAACGCAUUCCUGACGCAGGGUCCAGACCUGGAACAUAAACUCAGCCUUCCUGGAAAAGCAGCGGAAAUUGGGAAAGAACAGCACCAGCAGUCUGGGGAGUUGGAGAAAGAUGAAAUGGAUCACAGCUGCAAGCCCUCCUCCUCAACUCACCACCCCAAGACACUACAGUGUAGCAGCCAGAGCAACCCCAGGGAACCACUGCACCUGGAUCCUUUGGAGCAGAGGAUGCUGUGUGUAGUUGGCCAGGCCAUGCCCCUUUAUCCUUUGCCAUCUGACUCUGAGGAUUUGGACACAACACACCUAGGCCUGUUCCAGGCACAAGAUGAGACUCUCGCAACAAAGAUGAUUCGCAAACAGUUCCAGUAAAAAACCACGGUUGCAUUCAAAACUCAACUUUUUAUUUUUGGCAACAAUAGACUGCAAAAACCUUUCAUUUGUAUGACUGGGAGAGCUUAUUAUUAGAAUUAAAUGCUUUUAUUUUAUAAAAGCAUAGAUAUUACCAUAUACCUUAUUACACUUGCCAUUUUUUGCCUAGUCAGUUAGGGAUGCAGAAAACCAAAUAGCAGGCCUGCUGAGCACAGUAGAGCUCUGACUUGCCUGGUGGACUAGCAAAAGGGUUUAUGACUUGUCCUGUAUACAAUUAUAAGUGUAAAUAAAUAACACAUAUAUUCCUAAGUAAGGCUGUUGUAAAUAAAAGU
Molecule: messenger RNA, 1624 nt
Organism: Hemibagrus wyckioides
Lineage: Eukaryota; Metazoa; Chordata; Actinopteri; Siluriformes; Bagridae
Gene: ccdc83
Product: coiled-coil domain containing 83
Exons: 10
Coding region: 102-1292 (396 amino acids)
Source: RefSeq, a predicted model, not a curated record